AUGGCUGUGACCAAUGCCUUCCUCACGCUCUUCCUCCUUCUUCGAUUCGCAACUUCACAAUCACCAACCCCGAUAGUCACAGCGACGACAACAGAGACCGUCACCGAGCCUGGAGCUUGCAAUAAUUUCGUUGGAGCAUGUGUGGUUUACGGCACCGGCCAUGUCCCACCCUACACGACCACAGUCUACGCGGGAUCGAGUUCUCCGGCAGAUAGCACGAUAUCCACCACAACUGUAACAAUAUCAAGAACCUCAGACGCAACACCUGAUGCUGCAAGCGCAUGCGCAGACUUCACUGGAGCAUGCGUUGUUUACGGCAGCGCCGAAAACCCGAGCUACACCACAACCACCCCCAGCAAUGGAGAAAGCAAUAGCGAGGGCACACAACAAGGGAAUAGCGAUGGAUACAUUGCGGCUGAGAAGGGAGACAACGACGGAUACAUUGGCGAAGCCGUCAGUGUGAGCAUGGGAGUGGUGGUGCCCCUCAUCACCUUUGUACUUGUGAAUAUUGGCUUCGUCGUGUGGUUGUAA
Messenger RNA from Cercospora beticola, 531 nucleotides. RefSeq lists its product as uncharacterized. The record is from RefSeq and is a predicted model, not a curated record. Lineage: Eukaryota; Fungi; Ascomycota; Dothideomycetes; Mycosphaerellales; Mycosphaerellaceae.